Ophidiomyces ophidiicola is the source of this 903-nucleotide messenger RNA. RefSeq lists its product as uncharacterized. The record is from RefSeq and is a predicted model, not a curated record. Lineage: Eukaryota; Fungi; Ascomycota; Eurotiomycetes; Onygenales; Onygenaceae. Bases 1 to 903 code for a protein of 300 amino acids. The transcript is spliced from 3 exons.
AUGCAGUAUUCCGGAUUGCUCCCCCUCUUUCUCCUGCAGUUUGCUGGGACUGUUUUCGCAGUUGAGCCUGAAGCGGUGUAUGACGGUGGUUAUAGCUCUGCCAACUCGCCCGUACGACUGAGAAUUGGCAAUGGCGGAGCUGGACAGAGUGGUUUGGUUAAGGCACUUGCGGAUGCAUUUAUUCAAUCCGAAAUCGAAGCAGGAUCGAAACCAUUCCGCGUUGCCUGGUACAAGAGUGACACUACCGUGACCAUCAACUAUCUCAAAAUUGGCACCGUUGAUGUUGGUAUCACCUAUAGCGCGGUAGCGGAAAAUAUUUCUAUACAGCAAGGAAUUGCUGAGUCAAGACACUAUGCCUUCCGAGACCACUUCAUGCUCACAGGGCCUCCGUCUAAUCCGGCAAAUCUGACGAAGAGUGAUGAUAUAAUGAACAUGUUCUCUUCCAUGCACACUGCAGCUGAAGCUGGCAAAAGCGACCCACCUGUUCGCUUUUUGAGUCGCUAUGAUAAAUCUGCCACAAAUAUUAAAGAAGCUUCGCUUUGGCUUAGCAUUGGACAGGUGCCGUGGGCAACAGCAUAUUCUACCUGGUAUCACCAAUACAUCACUUUCCCUAUCCAAGCUCUUGCCGCGGCCAUUCAACUUAAGGAGUACACGAUCACCGAUUUUGGCACGUACCUCUCACUUCCACGCGGACUCCGAGAUCAAAUGGUUAUUUACAAAAAAAGCACUGAUAACGCCGAUGAUCUGUUACUUAACCCCGCUUACCUACUUGUAGGGACACGAGCAAGUGAUGGAGAUAUAGCCAAGUUAUUUGCAAAAUGGCUCGUCAGUCAAAAUGGCGGGCAAAAGGUUAUUAGAGUGUUCAAAAAGGAUGGGCAGGUUCUGUAUAGCCCUGCACCAUGA